This is a messenger RNA of Cercospora beticola, 507 nucleotides long. Its product is annotated as DUF4334 domain-containing protein. Lineage: Eukaryota; Fungi; Ascomycota; Dothideomycetes; Mycosphaerellales; Mycosphaerellaceae. The record is from RefSeq and is a predicted model, not a curated record.
AUGGCUGCUUUCAAAGCCGCCAUCAAAAAAGGCAGCGCAACACCAGAGGAGGCGUAUGCCAUCUUCGACGCUCUCGAAACCGUACCGAUCGACUUCAUGCUCGGCACCUGGAAAGGCUCCGAAUUCUACACGGGUCACCUCAUGGACGGCAAGUUGGAAAGUUCCAGCUGGUAUGGCAAGAGGUUCAACGGGGUUGAUCAAGUCGACCCACUUAUGUUCAACGCAAAUGAUGGAGGCAUAUUCGCGUGUGAUCCAGUCGCCGCUUUCAUGAACGCAGAGGCUAGAAUUCCUGAUAUUCAAGAAAAGGUAGAAACACACCAGCCAGCUGCCCGCUUGCGGACAGUGGUUACUCGUGGCGAGCCGACUGCUGCGAUGAUAUAUAAUCAACUCCCUAUCAUCGACUUCUUUCGCAAAGUGGACGAUAACACUGUCCUCGGCUUGAUGGACAAUCCAACGAUUCCAGGACACAACUUCUUUUUUGUACUUCGCCGCGCUGAGAGUGGGUGA